ACAUUCCAAUUAAAAAAAACAAAACACUUUCAGAAACAUAAAAAAGAGACUUUUUACGAAAAACUCCAAAAUCGCCACCACCACCACCACCUUCUUCCGUCCUUAUACCCCAUACCCCCGUAACCCUAUCCCACCCCAACCCCCAAAUUCUCUUCUUUCCCAUAUUCCAAAUUAAAAUCCCAGAAAAACCCUUUAAGCAAUUCAAUUUUUUUGAGCAUUUGGCUUACCAUAUAAUGAACAAUCUCAAGUUUCAAGUGUUUGACUCUGUUCCAGCUUAAGGUUUGAGGAGAGGCCGUAGCACGUGGGGGUUGAGGCGUGCCACAUGGCAAAGCGCGUGUACCAAGUCUGGAAAGGAAGCAAUUAUUUUUUUCUAGGUGGCAGGUUGAUUUUUGGGCCAGAUGCAAAGUCAUUGCUUAUAACCUUAUUGCUUAUCAUAGUACCCGUCACUGUUUUCUGUGUUUUUGUCGCAAGGCAUCUGCGCCAUGAGUUUUCAUCAUACAAUGCAGGAUAUGCUAUUUUGGCAGUAGCAAUUAUUUUCACUAUCCAUGUAUUGGUGCUGCUGCUUCUUACAUCAGCUAGAGAUCCAGGUAUUGUUCCACGUAAUUCUCAUCCGCCAGAGGAAGAAUUCCGUUAUGACACUUCUGCAUCAGUAGAGAUUGGUGGAAGACAAACGCCUAGCCUUCAAUUUCCCCGGACAAAAGAAGUAACUGUUAAUGGGAUGCCAGUGAGAGUGAAAUACUGUGAUACCUGCAUGUUAUAUCGCCCUCCACGUUGUUCGCACUGUUCCAUCUGUAACAAUUGUGUGGAGCGAUUUGAUCACCACUGCCCAUGGGUGGGCCAGUGCAUUGGAUUGCGCAACUACCGUUUUUUCUUCUGCUUUGUCUCUUCUGCUAUGCUGCUGUGCAUCUAUGUGUUUGCAAUAUGUGCUCUGUACAUCAAGGUGCUAAUGAAUAAUGAUCAAGGCACAGUCUGGAAGGCAAUGAAAGAGUCGCCAGCAUCUGUCAUUCUAAUGGCUUAUUGUUUUAUUUCCCUGUGGUUUGUUGGUGGGCUCACCGGCUUUCACUUGUAUCUAAUAAGUACCAAUCAGACGACCUAUGAGAAUUUCCGGUAUAGAGCAGAAAACAGGAUCAAUGUCUAUGACCUUGGUUGUUUGAACAACUUCAUGGAAGUAUUUUGCACAAAAGUAAAACCGUCACGGAACAACUUCCGAGCUUAUGUACAAGAGGAAGAACCACGACCGCCUUUGCCUACUACCAGGGAAGCUGAAGUUGAAAUGGGUGAGGAUCAUCGAGUGAAGGUAGAAGAUGAUCUCGAUAUUGGUGGAGACCUUCUAAAGAUCUCACAGCGUCAUAAUAUUGAAGAUAUUGAAGCAGAUAUACGUAGCCGGGGGAGUGAUGUGCCCUAUCAUAAUUCAUCUGAGGCUGAUUCAGUUCAUGGGUCAGAUAGGCGAGCUCCCAACGUGCAAUCAGACACACGACACUCGAGCUGGGGAGGAAGAAGCGGGAGCUGGGAAAUCGCAUCAGAGGUCCUUGGCACGAAAACCAACGUCCCCGAGAGCAGGAGCCAUACUACUUCGCGGGAGCCUUAUCAAUGAUUUAAUGAUGUUGUACAGUUGACGCCAAUGGAUAUAUCAUUGGGCUGCACUUGUAACUUACUCCUGUAGGUUAAAUCUGUAAUACAUUAUGUCCUUUUCACAUUCUCAUUCACCACUGGAUACUAGACUGAUACAAAUAUUCUUUUGGGAAAAUUAGUGAAUAGGCGUGUGUGUAAUUUUUUGAAUGACAAGGAAAUGCCCUGUUUUGGCUUGCUGCUGCUUCUUAUUCUGUUCAAUUUGGGGAUGAACUGGCUUGUUUUGUGUAGACCUGAUGCCUCUGUUAAUUUAUAUAGAGGUGGUUCUCACUCA
Molecule: messenger RNA, 1903 nt
Organism: Nicotiana attenuata
Lineage: Eukaryota; Viridiplantae; Streptophyta; Magnoliopsida; Solanales; Solanaceae
Product: protein S-acyltransferase 8-like
Exons: 5
Coding region: 323-1594 (423 amino acids)
Biological process (GO): protein targeting to membrane; peptidyl-L-cysteine S-palmitoylation
Cellular component (GO): Golgi apparatus; endoplasmic reticulum
Molecular function (GO): protein-cysteine S-palmitoyltransferase activity
Source: RefSeq, a predicted model, not a curated record